Molecule: messenger RNA, 3577 nt
Organism: Neolamprologus brichardi
Lineage: Eukaryota; Metazoa; Chordata; Actinopteri; Cichliformes; Cichlidae
Source: RefSeq, a predicted model, not a curated record
ACAAAGUAAACUGCUCGCUUUACUCUCGCUGUCCCGUGAACAACAUCGGCGUGGCGUUAAUUGUUUGCUGUUUUCGCGAUCGCGUCGCGCAUGAGGACAUCACCGGGUAAACUCGCGACAUUUUUAAACAUUUUGUUGUUCAACAGCAUCACGACUGACGGAGCGUGUUUGAGAUAACCUCACACGUGUCACAGGUGACACAUUUGGCGUGUUUUUGCUGGUUUGUCGGCAGCAGCUCCUGAAACGCAAGACUGCCGCACAUCUGUUCCACCAACGCCAGUUGAUCUAAACGCCAGUUGAUCUGGAACACCGGUCACGAAAGGGUUUUGUUUACAGCGUCCGCGUGACGUCAGAGUCAGCUGUGCCUCGCGCAAGCGCUGUCCGCGUGCACGCGCGUGUGUGGAUGAUUCAGCAGCAGCGGCUCGAGCUCUGAGCAUGUGCGGCACAAACAGACUGCACGCGGACAAAAGGCGUUCACGUUAGCGUCUCCUCUCCGUCAGGGCGCGCGGAGGUGAUCGUCGGCAGCGCGAGACUCGCCGAGCCCGGGAGGAGCAUCCACAGGCCCCACAGCUCAGCGCCGUUUACUGGGACUCUUACCGCUGCCCGGCCUCCAGCACAGCGCCAGCGGUCGGAUAUUACCUCGGCACAGCCCGGCUCAUAGCCCGGUUCAUCCCGGCUCACAGCCCCAUUACAGCUCGGCUGUCUUCAUCCAGCCGAGCAGCAUAUUUCCGCAUUUCGGCGUCAGAUGCUCCGAGUGGUUCGCAGAUCCUCUGACUCUGUGUCUCCAUGGUGAAGUGGGCGGGGUUUGAUGUCAGCCCCUCAUCUCGUCGACCCUCCCGCCAUGCCCACCAUGGUCUCUAGGUUGCCCAAGUUUGGUUCUCGGCCCAGAUCUCAGACGGCUCCCGCCGCCACCGCCGCUGUCAGCACCAGCGCUGCUGCUGCUGCCAGCGCCGGGACUCGCCUCACCAACGGGUUCUACCACCACCCUGGACCAUCAGGGGGCAACGGCGUCCUAACGGCGCCCCCGUCCUCGGCUAAACAGAAUGGAUUUAUCCGAGUGCCGAGUUCGAUUUCUGUGAAAUUGAGGAAAGAAAAUGGAUUGAUGGUGGACGGCGGCGGUGAUGGGGAGAGGGCGUGGAGCCGGGGGAAUGGCGGGCGGAAUCGCAGCAGCGUCCAGCAGUUUUACUCCCAGCGUGACGCCAAAAAAGCAGCCUGUGUGGAAAAGGGGCGUGGCUUUGGCCAGCCCGUGCCAUUAUCAUCAUCGCCGUCUCCACAGUCCAGCCCCGGCACGCUUCCUGCUUCCAAAAUCAGAUCCAACAAACUGAGUCCAUCAGGGCCGACCAACGGCGCCAAACACGCCCUGAACGGCGUUUCGGGGCCCAAACCGCGGCCCGGACCCGGCAGCUCUCUGAGACGGCCUCAGAGUUUCCUCUCUCGCGCCGGCGGUUCUGGUCCCGGAUCUCGAGCUGGUUCCCCGUUCCAGAAGAAGACUCCAGCCAACCGCUCGUACUCCAGCGACAGCCUCGGCUCCGCUGUCUCCGUCCGGCUCACUGAAGACGAUCGCUUUCGCUCACGGAGCCUCACCCAGGUCCGACGGCAGCCCUCCCCCACCCUCACCCCUUCCUCCGCCUCCUCCUCGUCCCUCUCUCAGUCCCCCUCCACCAGCAGGGCUCCACCUAAAGGCAGCCUGCUGAAACCACCUGUUAGCAGCCAGGCAGGUAGAGGCGGAGCCAGUGUUGGUUCUGCUGCUGCAGCGAGGACGGGGGUCUCCUCCCUCCUGCCUCCGUCUGCCUUAAAGAAACCCCUCCUACCCAGCCUGGGCCCCACCUCCAGGCCCAGUGGCAUCAGCUACAAGAUGUCACGCCCAACACUCAUCAAGCAGUCCCGCCCACUGCGAGCGACGACGGCCAAUCAGUGUGUAGACGUCCAAGGACUGAGCAGACGGAAGGACUCUGUAGAGACGCCUUCGACGACAGAAAACAGCCCAGGAAACACUCCAGAGGCUCCGGACGAGCUGCCGGCAUCCCAGGGAGAGGUGUCGAUUUUAGGGGAGACGCUGGAGGACAUGUCCCUGUCUUCCACCUCCUCUCUGGAUAGAAACGACACCAGUCAGGAGUACAUGGACGACUUUGACAACCUCGGAAACGGAGGCGUCGGCAUCCUGCUGCUCUCCUCCAAAAAUGAGGAAGACGACUCCGGGCUCGACCAAUCGUGCGCCAGGUUUGAUGACGACAAGGUGGUCGCUAAUUGUGUCACCAAGGCGACCGGGCUGUGUUUUCUGGAUGACGGUAUCGACUGGAGCGGCGUGAGACUCACAGGUGAACGGGGAGACCAUCAGCUGACCCGAAUCUCCCGCCGGAGACGGUCCAGUCAGCUGGACUACCACGAGCAGCUUGGUGUGUUUUCUUGGAGUCGGCUUAUUAAAGACCGCGUGUCUCUGUCGUACGCUGUCUUUCAGGACAUCCUGAACAACCUGGACUCGUGCGAUCUGGCUGAUGAUGAUCUCAUGCUGGACGCAGACUUCCCAGAGGAUGGCUCUCUGCACAGCGACGGAGACGGGCUGUCCCACAUGGCUCAGUGGAGGAAGAGGCAGCUCUGCUGGGGGACGCAGGACGUCCACAACGACAACGAAGGCCUCAGCGAUUUUCAGAGCUACAAGCUCACCGAGGAUCCUGGGAAUAAGAGGACGGACUCAAACAGGGACGGCGAGCUCGUCCUGGACCUCUGUCCUCCUACGAGGUGUGUGUGUGUGUGUGUGUGUGUGUAGACUGUUCCCAUGGUGACCACCAGGUGUCGCUGCCAUGAGAUGACGGAAAAGACGGAUCAGCAAACCCAGACGAGUGUGACGGAGAGAGAGAGCGCAGGCUGGACGCUGUGGAGAGAGCGCACGCCACAGAUACUUCACUCCUCCAAUCAGGAAGACCAGGAGCCACUGACAGGUCAAGUCCCGACGCCACCGCGAACUCAAGCUCCGCCUUCCACUAACAUCUGCUCCGCACAUCCCCAAACCCCUGCUGACAGACUCCGCGACCCCCGCGCUCCCAGCUCCACCCAUCCAGCAGCCCACGUAGGAGAGGAUGACGGGGAAAAGCAGAGGAAGGUGGAGGAGACUAAGUCAGGGGAAAGGAAGAAAACCCACGGCAGGUACCUGCAGCCGCCGCAGCCCUCCAAGCUCCGCCUCUUCCCAAAGACGAGGGCAGCACGCGACCCCGACACCAUCAGCACCUCUGGACUGAAUUUCAGAACGCUGGCCUUCACCUCCACCUCCUCCCGCCUCCCCAAACCAAAGAACCACUGAGGCGUCCGACUCCUUCCUAACACGCAGCGCCGCGAGCGCCGAACUUCCUGUGAAAGAAAACGAGAGCUGCCGAUUAUCGACACAGUUAAUUUAUUUAACCUUAUUUUAAGAAGUUGUUGAGAAUAAAGGUUUAAGUCUGAGUACGUUUCUGCAGCGAGUGGGAGGGGCCAUCACAGGUAUGUGAGGUGUUGGCUCUUCAUCACAACCUUUAACUUAAACGUCAGAGUUUUAUUGUCUUUGCAACACGCUUCGAUUAUUCUAGCAUCAACACUGAAACUG